AUGAAGUUAUUUGAACAGUUCAAAAAUGCAAUUGAAGAUGAGCAACAAGAAGACAUAUCUGAAACAGAUGCAUAUAUAUCAAUGUAUUCGCCCAAGAAGUUAUCCCUGCUUGGAUUAGCUAUUAUCAAUCUUCAGAUUAUUAAUUUAAGAACAGGAUUGGGUGCCAAGACUAUCAUAGAAUUGAAAUUGGAUCCUGCCUUUGGGGAUACUGACAUUAAUACUGGAACCUUACGUACUGGAGAUAUUGUCAAGCUAUCCAAGAUGGAAAAACUGACAUCCACAAAUGCAAAGAAAAAGAAAACCAAAAGUACUACCUCGACGGAAAAUUCUGAAGACAGUGAAGAUCAGGGUAUUGAAGCAGUAGUGUUAAAGGUAUCAACUCAAACAAUUAGUAUUUCGGUUGAAGAAUCUACUGAUGAUGCCCAUGUUCUUCAAUAUUACAAUAAUACUAAUAACGAUCUGACAAGAAUGUGGCUUGUGAAAUUGGCAAAUUCAAUAACCUAUAAAAGAAUGAUUUCUACAAUGAAUAAAGUUAAUGAACUUCAACCAAGUGACAAAAAUGAUAUUCAUAAGUUAUUGCUUGGUGAAUCACUGUACAUAUCUCAUCAGAAUAAUCAUUUCAUUACCUUUUUCAACAGUCAUUUGAAUGAUUCUCAAAAGCAAGCAAUUGAAUUUGCAAUAAACAAAUCCAAUAUAACGAUUAUUCACGGACCACCAGGAACUGGGAAAACAUAUACUUUAAUCGAGCUUAUCCAACAGUUGACUAACUUGGGGGAGAAGGUACUUGUUUGCGGUCCAUCCAAUAUUUCAGUAGAUACUAUAUUAGAAAGAUUAGGUGAUAAAUAUAAAUCAGGACAGUUGAUAAGAAUAGGACAUCCUGCAAGGCUUCUUCCAGUAAAUUUACAGCAUUCUUUGGAGAUUUUAUCCAAAAGUUAUGGAAGAGAAAUAAUUCUGGACAUUGAACAUGACAUUCUGUCUACAUUGACAAAAAUUCGAAAAUGCAAAAGGUAUGCAGAAAGAAGGGAGUUAUAUCAAGAAUUGAAAUUGCUUAAACGGGAAUUGAAACAACGUGAGAAAAAGAUUGUACAUGAAUUGUUAAUUAAUGCAAGGGUUGUAGUGGCGACUUUGCAUGGUUCCGGGUCAUAUGAAUUGCGAACUAAUGAUUUAGCUUUUGAUACGAUCAUCAUAGAUGAAGUAUCUCAAUCAAUGGAACCUCAAUGUUGGAUUCCUUUAUUAUUGAAUACCAAAUUUAAGAGGCUUGUUAUUGCUGGGGAUAAUAUGCAAUUGCCCCCAACUGUUAAACUGGUGAAGAGAAAAGGUAGUUCUAUUCUUGAAACUACUUUAUUUGACCGUUUAGUACUCAAAGGUGAAGGUAACAAAUUUAAAAAGUUACUUGAUGUUCAGUACAGAAUGAACACAAGUAUUAUGAUGUUUCCAAAUAUGCAACUAUAUUCUAAUAAAUUGAAAAGUGAUAGUAGUGUAGAGAAUAUUACACUUUCUGAAUUACCAGGAGUAGAAGAAAAUGAUGACACAUUGUGUAAAUGUAUUUGGUAUGAUACCCAAGGUGGGGAGUUCCCUGAACAGGUUAGUGAAUCAGUUGAAGGUGAUUCAAAAUAUAACGAGAUGGAACUCUUGGUUGUCAGAGGACACAUUGAGAAAUUGUUGUCUGAUGGGGUCCAACCUAAAGAUAUCGGGGUAAUUGCUCCAUACGCUGCGCAGGUGCAAUUAUUGAAGAAACAAAUGGGACCAGAAACGGAAAUAGAAAUAAGUACCGUUGACGGAUUCCAGGGAAGAGAAAAGGAAGUGAUCAUUUUAACAUUGGUGAGAUCAAAUGAAUCUCGAGAAAUUGGGUUUUUAAGUGAUCAAAGAAGAUUAAAUGUGGCCAUAACAAGACCAAAGAGGCAGCUAUGUGUUAUUGGAGAUUUAGAAUUAAUGAGUUCAAGUGGUAGCAUAUUUUUGAAAAAUUGGUGUAAAUAUGUUGAGGAAGGCAUUGACUGCAAAGAUGUUGAACCAUUCGAAAUCGUCUACCCAAAUUUAGAGGACUACUUGCUGAAUUAG
Molecule: messenger RNA, 2058 nt
Organism: Spathaspora passalidarum NRRL Y-27907
Lineage: Eukaryota; Fungi; Ascomycota; Pichiomycetes; Serinales; Debaryomycetaceae
Product: ATP-dependent 5'-3' DNA helicase
Exons: 1
Coding region: 1-2058 (685 amino acids)
Molecular function (GO): ATP hydrolysis activity; RNA binding; 5'-3' DNA helicase activity
Source: RefSeq, a predicted model, not a curated record